CAAGCUCUUGGUCUCCGACGCUACAGUUAUCUUCUCCACUUCUCGUGUACAUCGCCAGGCAAUUCGUCAGUACCUUGGAAACCUUUCCUGUAUUUGGCUGCGCAAUAUACAUGCUAUUCUGACUCGGAUUUACUGCGCUCCCGAAGCAGUUCAUUGAUAUAAAGACAGUUCUAGGUCACCAUCAGGUCACCGAUGACUUCACCAAAACUUUUCAAUCUACCACCUGUACCUCCAGAACUCAAGUCUUUGACACCCUAUCUUCAGCGCGCAGAUGAGCUGAAGAUGAAGGAGCCCGUUAUGGCCUACUGGUGCGCGUACUACGCCGCGCAAGUCGGUAUAGGUCUGAAAGCGAAAACAGUCCCUUGUCGUAACUUUCUCUUCGAACUCUUGGGCCUUUUAGAAUCCAUGAAGCAAGAAAUAGGACCCAACGACGCAAUCGACAUGGAGGCUGCAAGCGCUGCAUAUGUCGAGAACUUUGCUUUGAGAGUUUUCAAUCUUGCCGAUAACGAAGAUAGAAAGGGCCAAUCAACCAGAUCGACAGCGAAGAAAUUCUUGGCUGCUGCCCAUUUUCUUGACGUGUUGAAGACGUUUCCGAAGAGUGAGGUGUCAGAUACUAACGAGGAAAAGAUUCGAUACGCCAAAUGGAAAGCUGCAGAUAUAGCCAAAGCUUAUCGUGAAGGUCGUAAGCCCAUACCAGGGCCUGCAGGCGGUUUACCCGAAGAAGAACCUGUAGCCCCGUCCCUCGAAGACAAUUUUCCUACCACCACGUCGAUUUCGCCUACCACCUCUGCAACUCAAGUCGAAUCAUCGUCGCGCAGCUACUCUCCGCCUCAGAUACAGAGGUCAUCGCCACCACACAUCUUUGCUGAAGAUAGGCCACAGACUCCGCCUCGAAGGGCCGUAUCACCUCACCUUGGUGUGGAUCGUCCAGGGUCUGAAUGGGAGAGGAAGGUCGUGACACCCGGGAGCUGGAGUACAGCAGCAACACCUGGUGCGGAACCCGUUGACAGCUUAUCAGUAGGAUUGGACAACCCAGAGUGGAUGCCAGAAUCACCUACGUCCGGUAAAGGGAAACUUCACGAACCUGCAGAUGAUCUUCAAAAUAGUGCGGGGACCAAGAACGUGCAUUUUUCGUCAUCUGUGGUUGGUGGAUCUUCUACGGGAACUAGAUCUCCGGAAGUAUCACCCAAAGUCAGCGAAUUUAGCGAACAUGUAUAUUCUGAACCUCCGGUUCAUGGUUAUCAAGGACAAUAUUUUGUUGAGCCGCCUGACUCGUAUUCCUCCCUUACUCCAUCCGCACCACCAGCACCACCCUCUAUCUCGACUUCAUCGCAUACACUUACCUCAGCUUGGCAUUCUGGUUAUACUUCCGUACACUCAGAACCCGCACCAAUGGAGCUCACACCCGCAAUGGUGACAAAGGCGCAGAGACACUCGAGAUUCGCCAUCAGCGCUCUGGAUUACGAGGAUAGGGAGCAGGCUAUAAAGGAGCUGAGAACGGCGCUGGAAGCGCUGGGAGCUUGACAGUUAUCCAGACAUCGUUGGGAUAUUUUCUUUCGUUGUUAUGCAUUGUUAUGCUACACAUGUACUUUCUAGGACAUCAUUAUUGCAUGCUUUCACAUUUCAUUGCC
Messenger RNA from Desarmillaria tabescens, 1631 nucleotides. RefSeq names its product Vta1 like-domain-containing protein. NCBI's taxonomy places the organism in Eukaryota, Fungi, Basidiomycota, Agaricomycetes, Agaricales, Physalacriaceae. The transcript has 4 exons. The coding region runs from base 193 to 1524 and encodes 443 amino acids. The record is from RefSeq and is a predicted model, not a curated record. Gene Ontology annotation, cellular component: multivesicular body. Gene Ontology annotation, biological process: late endosome to vacuole transport via multivesicular body sorting pathway.